AUGGCGACGUCCGGACCCCCUCAUUACAGUAGUAGAAGCCCACGGGAGCGCGAGCGACAAACGAUCCCAGCGGUACCUCCGUACACCGAGGAAGAGGAACGGUGGUUAAAAAAUAAGUUCGGUGAUGAGUAUCACUUUUUAAAAUUUGUUGGACUUGAUAUACGCCGCACGGACGAUCGUUAUGCCGGUAGGAGGUUCUUAAGGAAGAUUAGAAACGGAGAGCUAUCACUUGAUAUCUUUGAGAGCGAGGCUAGUUAUAGUGGUUCCAGUACCGAGGACGAUAGUUCAGAGACAAGUACAGGCUCUGAUACCGAAACUACGGCUGAAACAGAAUCUACUGUCACAGAUAAUGAUAGACAUGAAGCAGAUAAUUAUGUUCUAACUACCCGAAAUCCCAUCAUUUGCCACAAACUCCCUGGUGGUGCAGCCUAUAAUACAGACUGGAUCUGGUCGACCAUGUCCAACGUUCAUGUGGCAAACCAUCAGUCAUGGUUCAAAACAUACACACCAUUCGACGGUCGAACAGAAGAAGGUGUAGAGAUCAUCGGCGCGGGUACUGUUGAGCUGCCUGUCGAAACGAACAAGGGAGUCGGUAUAUUAACCCUAAGAAACGUUGUUCACAUCCCUUCGGCAAAAGCCAAUACCCUUAUGACUAUGGGGCCUGGUGCGCAAUAUGGAAUGGAGGCAGAUUUUGCGAAAUCGCGGGGCCGGGUAUUUCUAGAUAGGGAGAAGAAAACAUGGGCCUUUUUAGACUCUCCAAGUGGAAGAUUCUUGCGGCUAAGGCUCGUGGGGCAGGCGGAUAUUGGAAGUAGCUUGAGUAGGGAGGAUUACGUUCUACGAGCUACAUUAUCAAAUAGCCAGGUAUUCCGUCUAGCGAAGAAGGUAUUAGACGAGGAGAUUCAGCAGCUAUAUGAUCUUACAUUAUCUCCCAGGGUAUCUUCAGAUUAG
Orbilia oligospora ATCC 24927 is the source of this 948-nucleotide messenger RNA. RefSeq lists its product as uncharacterized. The record is from RefSeq and is a predicted model, not a curated record. The transcript is spliced from 3 exons. The coding region runs from base 1 to 948 and encodes 315 amino acids. Lineage: Eukaryota; Fungi; Ascomycota; Orbiliomycetes; Orbiliales; Orbiliaceae.